CUCCUCUCUCCGUCUUUUUCUUUGCUUUUUCUUCUUCUUCUUCUUCUUCAUAAUUUCCUCUCCUUUCGCGAACUUUCGGUUUCUCUCCUCCGAGGUCUUCUUCUACUUCUUCUUCUUCGGCUGCAGGAAAGGCGUGUACCUUUUUUUCUUGUUGCCUGCGGGUCGCUUGGUUUGUCCGUGGUGGAUUGUUUCAUAGUACAUCCGGAUUAUGAGGUGAUUGCUGCAGUCAAAAUCAUCAGUUGACAAUUGAUCUGCGUGGAUAUGGGUUAUCUUAAUUCAGUUUUCUCUACAAGUGGCACACAGAUUGAUGAUGGCCCCGUUUCUGGUGGAGGUCUCAGUCAAGAUCGCAAGUUUAGCUAUGGAUUUGCAAGUUCCCCAGGGAAGAGGUCCACAAUGGAGGACUUCUACGAGACCAGUAUUGCUGGAGUUGAUGGAGAGAUAGUUGGUUUGUUUGGAGUGUUUGAUGGGCAUGGUGGUGCUCGAGCAGCUGAGUAUGUAAAACAGAAUCUCUUUAGUAACUUGAUUAGGCAUCCGGAGUUCAUCAGCAAUACUAGAUCAGCCAUAGCCCAUGCAUACAACCAGACAGAUUCUGAUUUUCUCAAGUCAGAGAAUAGUCAGAACAGAGAUGCGGGCUCAACAGCAUCAACUGCUGUUCUUGUUGGAGAUCGUUUGCUUGUUGCAAAUGUUGGUGACUCUCGUGCUGUUAUCUGCCGUGAUGGAAAUGCAAUAGCUGUUUCACGAGAUCACAAGCCAGAUCAAACUGAUGAGCGGCAAAGGAUUGAGGAUGCUGGAGGUUUCGUAAUGUGGGCAGGUACUUGGAGGGUUGGUGGUGUUCUUGCUGUUUCCCGGGCUUUUGGUGAUAGGCAAUUGAAGCAAUAUGUUGUUGCAGACCCGGAAAUUAAGGAAGAGGUGAUUGAUGGUUCUCUUGAAUUUCUUAUACUUGCAAGUGAUGGCCUUUGGGAUGUGGUGACAAAUGAGGACGCUGUUUCAAUGGUCAAGUCUAUCGAAGAUCCAGAAGAGGCAGCAAAGAGAUUGAUGCAGGAAGCUUAUCAAAGGGGCAGUGCAGAUAACAUUACUUGUGUCGUCGUCCGUUUCUUGGUUGGCCAGACAAGUUCUCAACAGUAAAUGCUCUUCUCUCCGUUCUUCAAACAAAAUGAUUAGCUGCACAUUUGUUGAAGAAAUGGACUGGAAAGUUGACUGAUACUUUCUAAAAUUAUGGCUAUGUCUCACCUGGUUUAUGAGUGUCUUAUUGAUUUAUCUAUCUCAUCUUUUACCAUUUUGUUUAUUCUUUAAUUUAUGACGCAUAUAGAAAAACAACUGCCAUUGCCGUCUCUAGAACAUCUUCUCUUGCUGCCCUGUGCUAACCCGUCUUGUGUGCCGAAGAACGUUGUAAGAUCUUGUAAAGACUUUCCCUUUUCUGUUCAAUGUAGUGGGUGCUUGCCUCUCUC
This is a messenger RNA of Nymphaea colorata (pocket water lily), 1448 nucleotides long. RefSeq names its product probable protein phosphatase 2C 59. Lineage: Eukaryota; Viridiplantae; Streptophyta; Magnoliopsida; Nymphaeales; Nymphaeaceae. Gene Ontology annotation, molecular function: protein serine/threonine phosphatase activity; cation binding. The coding region runs from base 262 to 1125 and encodes 287 amino acids. Gene Ontology annotation, cellular component: nucleus; cytosol. Gene Ontology annotation, biological process: protein dephosphorylation. The transcript has 9 exons. The record is from RefSeq and is a predicted model, not a curated record.